Molecule: messenger RNA, 5233 nt
Organism: Acanthochromis polyacanthus (spiny chromis)
Lineage: Eukaryota; Metazoa; Chordata; Actinopteri; Pomacentridae
Exons: 4
Coding region: 2563-3687 (374 amino acids)
Source: RefSeq, a predicted model, not a curated record
UCGGCUGAUAAAAGCCUGGCUCUGCCUCAGCUCUGACGCUGGGCCGUUACACGCUGCACGCUGCCACAACGAGCCACUCUCUGGAUUACCUCGUCUGCUCAUCACCCGUUCUCCACUCCACACCUCUCCUCCAUCUGCUUCUGGUCCAUCUACUCCUCAGCUCUCAUCACAUACCCACCACCGGCUCCCUCAGCUCAGCCCCUCACCUCGUCUCCCAUCCCCCGGACAUAACGCGAGCCACCCUCCCUGUUAGUAUAGUUUUAUUUUAGCCCUUUCCACGGCCGUCUGGUCUGCCCUCAGUUAGUUUAGUUUUGCCCCUCUUUCUGUUUUUUGUCUCUGUGCCUCCCCUGAGGAGUGAUUUUAUGUUCUUAUUAAAACUCCUUUAUUAAUUUAACUGCCUGUCUGUUGCCUGCUGCUUGGGUUCACCCACCGGUUUCUUAACAGAUAGUUCAUCACAAGCCAAAGAGGUGAAACAUUUCUCCUUAUGUCAUAAAUAUUGGUAUUUUUGGCAUUUUGUUUGUUGGUCUUACUCUUUUCUUCUAACCUUGCCAGAAAGUUGAUUUCUCGCGAUAUUUGUGAGUUCACAAAUCUCUCAAGAAACCAUCUUGCUCCGCUCCCGCAUUCACUGUUUGUACAGAGCCAAGUUGGCACGGGCCAAUCACGCAGCAGUAUUCGUGUGUGGGGCGGGAUAUCCGGGUGUGAAGACGACACCAAGCGCCAGUAGAUCAAAACAAACACGGCAACGGAGGACAACGAUCGUAUAGAUGCUGCUAUUAAGUCAGUUUUAGCUGAAUCUCGUGUCGCUUCUUUGAAGGAAGAACAACGAGAGGCUCUUUGCGCAUUUCUGGAUGGUAAAGAUGUUGUGCUUUUUUACCUACGGGUUUUGGUCAGAGUUUAAUCUACCAAUUGGCUCCGCUCGUUGUGAAGAUCCCGCGAUUGGCUAAAAACAAACCUGUCAGAGGCGGGACAUACUGUUGCAUUGUCCAAUCCGUGCCUCUUUCCUCCGAACGGAUUUACAUGGAGCGGUCCCAGAUUGAUAUUGUGGAGUACUAUCAAGUACUACACAAUUAUUAAUCUGGAUAUUGCCAGGUUACUUUUCUUCUUCCUCUCACCAAGUUUAUCAAAAGAGUUCUGGAACAAAAGCCUGGAAGUGAGAAGAUACUUAAAGAAUUUGCAAUGAGAGGAGAGAUGAAGGACCGAACACGUCGUGAACUCGUCAACAUUGUUGUUGCUGAUCUGGUGGAAAAGUACGGGUAAGUGAAAUGCAUCAUGGUUCAUGAUUUAGUGAAGAGUGCGUUCAUAGUAUUUAAUGUCAGACAUCAUUGUCACAAUAGACACAGCAAGUGAUGAACAGUAAAUGGCAAAGGCCAAUGAGCAGUCGUCUGGAAUCACCUUGGAGUGAGCUGGUUUUAUUGAGAUAAUGAUGUAAACACCAGGACACUGCUAUUGUUUAGUUAUAGUUAUACUUUAGCCUAUUCAUAUGGCGCCUCCAAACAACGUGGACCUCCAAAUAGUGUGCCACUUUUGAUGGUACUUAGAUCUAAUCUUGCUGAAAGACUGUUAUAGGGGGUGGGUGUCUUCACUGAAAGGAGAAAGCUAAUUCUUAACAGAAAGAAAGGAUUGCUGUCAAGAUUUCAAGAAAUCACGAUACAAUAAUACUAAUGGAUGCCAAACUAAACAGAUCAUAUUGGUAAUAUUUCUAAUACAUUUUCUGAUGCAUUGGUUUUUUGUACAUGGUGUCAUUAACCCCCACAGGCGUGCUCCACCUAUGGACAAAAGAACACAGUGCUCAGUGGGGAUAGUAACAUUGUUCUCCUCUCUAAAAGAUCCCUACUCCAAAAAAGGCUAUGCUGUACGAUAGAAUGCGUAAUGCUGCCCUCCACUGUUGAAAGGGAGAGCUUAGAUUUUCCUCAGGACCCCUGUACGGCGAAGGAAGCUGUUAAAACUACAAAACAUCAUCUUUUAGGUGUUGCAAGACUUUGACAUGUUAUUUGGAGCUGAGACUGCAUCAAAACUCCUUGAGAAAUGGGGAACACUCAAGCCCAAAGUCAUACAGCAAACCAAAAGCCACCCCUGCUUGACUACUUCAUCCAGUCUGCGGAGGAGAACCCUGAUGAGGAUGGUGAGGUCCCAGGUUGGGAUAGUGACAUGGCUUCGCUGCUACUGCUGGCCUUCCUCCUGCCACCACCGCCAAGUGGAAAGAAGGGAGCUGUGAAGAUCAGUAUCCAGGAAGCUGUGGACCAUGUAAUCAGGUUUCAAAAGUCAUGUCGCAGCCUUCAGGAGCGCUCUGGUACAGAGCAGCGGAGGCAGCCCUACAUCCUAGCAGUUGGGACGACAAGAAGAAGCAUCCAUGAGCACUACAUCACAUUGGAUGGUGAGCUCCUUCCCUGCAAGGCCAAGUCCUCCCUGUCAGCCUUUGAUGAACUUUUCAAAACACAUUAUGUGUUUGGCAUCUCUUAUGACCAGGCCUUAAGCAGCAUGUACAACAUUAAUGUAGGUCAUUCUCACAAACCUCCUAGAGUCAAGGACCUUAGAGCUAAGCUCCUCAACUGAAGAGCUACGAUGUAUAAAUGCUUUGUUUGCAAAUCCACUUUUGUCUCCAUUCAAAAGUUGAUCCAUCAUCUCAAGCUUUCUCAUUCCUUUUAUCCUGGCAAAACAAUUCAGUUAAUGUGUGACCAGAAUGGAUGCUGCCAGAGAUGUUCUACUUUUUCAGGCUUCAGAAAACAUCUUCAUAGUAAACACACCACUGAAAAUCUAUAUCAAGUUGAUAUUAGACCAGUCACUCAUUUAGUUGAUGUGUCUGAUCAGCAAAUGGCUUCAAAUUUCAUUCCAGAUCAGCCAGAGAACUCUCAAAGUUGUAUUGAGACCAGGCAACAUACCCAGGAAAUGUGUGCAUCCCUGACUGCAAAACUCCAAGGCUGUGGUGUGGCUACUACUGUUAUAAAAACUGUUGUUGAAAAUAUGGAGGAACUUGUCGAGGAACUGCAUUCUAACGUCAAAGAGGAUGUUGUAAAAUUACUCCCAAAUGAUGAAGACAUGAGAAGAAAUUUUGACAGUUAUUUUGAGAGCCUUGACGAUCCAUUUAGUGAGCUGAAGAGUGAGACAAAAUGGAAAAAAAUUUUCUGUGAGAAAUGGGGUACUGUAGAACCUGUUGAGAUUGCCCUCGGUGUGAGGUAUGACGUCAGAAGGAAUGGAACCACUGGCAUGUACAAUCAAGUUCCUAUAACAGACGAUUUAUUUUACAUUCCUCUAUUGGAAACUUUGAAGUUCAUAUUCACCAACCAAGAGAUCUGUAAUCAUUUUGUGCAGCCUUGUGAGGAAACUGGGAUUUACAAAGAUUUCUGUGACGGGAACUAUUUUAGAAAUCACCCUCUGUUCUCUGUAAAACCAAAUUCUCUCCAAAUACAGAUAUUCUAUGAUGAUUUUGAAACAGGAAAUCCACUGGGAUCCAAGCAUGGUAUCCAUAAAGUUGGAAGAGUAUACUUUGUUUUACGAAACCUAUCGCCCAAGAUACACUCAGCUCUCAUGAAUAUUCAUCUUUUGGCACUUUUUCAUACUGAGGAUGUAAAGAAGUAUGGAUUUAAUGCAAUCUUAGAGCCCUUUGUACAUGAUCUGAAAAUCCUUGAAUGUACUGGAAUUGAAGUUCCUUUUUCUGAUGAACCAUUCAUGGAACAAUUGCACAAGUGACUGGGGACAAUUUGGGGUUGCACACACUACUUGGGUAUGUUGAGUCCUUCAGUGCAAACCAUUUUUGCCACUUUUGUCUAGUUGACAAAGACGUCACAGACAGUUUUCAGUGAUGAUCCAUGAAUAACACUGCGCAGUAAAGUACUGCAUGCUCAGCACUGCAAUGACCUCAUAGCAGAUUCUACACUGCAGUCAACAUUUGGCGUUAAGAGAACAUGUUUACUCAAUGAUCUGCAGUACUUUCACGUUUGUGACAACUUUGCGGUCGACAUUAUGCAUGACAUAUUAGGAGUGGGGCAAUUUGAGCUGAAGUUUCUUUUUGGUUACCUCUCAGACACCAACAUCAUAUCCAAGAAAGAUGUUUGUAACCGAAUAUACUCAUACAAUUACGGCUUUGUUGAGCGAAAAAAAAUCGACCAACCAGAAUCAACUUGGAGCAGUCUGGAAAUGGAAUUGGUCUCAGUGCCAUUCAGACAUUUUACUUAGUCCGGAAUAUGCCCUUAAUAUUUGGAGAUACUGUGCAUGAAGGAGAUGCACACUGGAGACUUUCUGCUUCUGUUGCAAAUUCUGAACAUCAUAUUUUCACCAGUCAUUACUGAUGGCAUGACGGUCUAUCUUAAGCAUCUCAUUGUCGAUCAUCAUAAACUUUUCAAAGAGCUUUACUCGCAUCGCAAAAUGAUCCCGAAACAUCACUUUAUGACUCAUUACCCCAGAUCCAUUCGAAAAAUAGGCCCAAUUCUUCAUGUCUGGACAAUGAGAUUUGAAGCCAAACAGGUUUUUCAAGAACACAAUCAAAAGUUUCAAAAAUAUCACAAAGUCAUUAGCCCCAAAACAUCAGCAGGCAGUAGCAUACCACUGGGAAUCAAUGCCAUUUGAAAGUGUUAACUGUGGACCAGUAAAAAAUGUUCUGCUCAGUGAUUUGCCAAAUGGUGAGUUGAUUGCAGGAGAACUGCAGGUUGGCUUGGACUGUGAAGUUCAUGUGACUUCUUGGAUCAUUUGCUAUGGGACAGAGUGUCGCCCAGGCCUUCUGGUUUGCUCAAACAUAGGAGAGGAGUCUUUGGUUAAAUAAGACAUUGCUGUAUUUGAAGGAGGGUACUUUCUUCUGACAGAGGACUUUGAGACGCUUAGUUUUGCAGAACAUUUUCAUUCCUUUCAUGUGGUACAGGGAAAUGACGAAAAUGCUUCCCUGCUGAAAGUUGAUGAGUUGCGCUUCUUUAAGCCAUUUGAUUUGCAGAUAACUUCUGGUUUUGACAGACAUGACAAAUAUGUUGUUCCUGUACAUGUUUGGUUGAAAAACUCAACUUUCUUAACAGGUAGCCAUUUUGAUUUUGAUCAUCUUGUGUGGUGAUUGUUAUUUUUUUUAUUGUUUUCUUUGCCCAGAAGCUUCACUACUCUGGUGGUUCUUCUGUAUGGUAAUCCACAUUGUCUUUUUGUUGUAACAGGAUUUUUGGACUGUUGACUUAUGAAAUGUUUUUUUGCUUAAAUGUCCAAUGUGAGAUCAUUUUUUAAUUAAAAAAAAAAAGGAUUAUUGUCCAAGUUAAAACCA